Molecule: messenger RNA, 183 nt
Organism: Apiotrichum porosum
Lineage: Eukaryota; Fungi; Basidiomycota; Tremellomycetes; Trichosporonales; Trichosporonaceae
Exons: 3
Coding region: 1-183 (60 amino acids)
Biological process (GO): proton motive force-driven ATP synthesis
Molecular function (GO): proton transmembrane transporter activity
Source: RefSeq, a predicted model, not a curated record
AUGUUCGGUCUCCGCAAGUGGCCCACUCCCAUGGCUGCCCCCCUCUGGCCCUUCGCCUUCGCCUCGGUCGUCACCUUCUUCGGUGUCGUCAAGGCCCAGGGUUUCGCUGUUGCCACCCCCGACGCCAUCAAGGACCCCCGUAACCCCUACGCCGCCCAGCUCGUCAAGCAGGAGGCCCACUAA